Messenger RNA from Oikopleura dioica, 1038 nucleotides. The record is from the annotation of a GenBank genome assembly. NCBI's taxonomy places the organism in Eukaryota, Metazoa, Chordata, Appendicularia, Copelata, Oikopleuridae.
AUGUCUUCUCCGUCACCACCUUCGUCUCCUGCUUCUACUUCUUCUUCGGGAUCUGAUUCUUCUGAUUCUGAAGAGUCCUUUGCUCCAGAAAUCGAACGCCUUCCAGAUUUCUCCCCAAAUCUGUCGGAAAUAAAAUCUCUUCCGGAAGAAGAGUCAGCCAAUGUUGAAAUCAACCUUGAUUCGAUUAUCACUAGGUUGCUGAAAUCUCGUGGCGGAAAAGCAGUGGAUCUUUCCCUCGAUGAGAUUCGAGGCCUUUGUCAAACAUCUCGCGAGGUUUUGCUUGAUCAGCCAAGUCUUCUCGAAAUCGAAGCUCCGGUGAAAAUUUGCGGCGAUAUCCACGGCCAGUAUUCGGACUUGCUUCGACUCUUUGAGAAAGCUGGUUUUCCGCCGGAGUCAAACUACCUUUUCUUGGGCGAUUAUGUCGAUCGAGGCAAACAGUCCAUCGAAACAAUUUGCCUUUUGCUCGCUUACAAAAUCAAAUAUCCAGAGAACUUCUUCCUUCUCCGCGGUAACCAUGAGUUCGAUCAAGUCAAUUACCAAUACGGUUUCUAUGACGAGUGUAAACGACGAUAUAACAUCAAGCUCUGGAAAACAUUCCAAGACUGCUUCAGCUGCCUCCCACUCGCGGCAACAAUCGAUGACAAGAUCUUCUGCUGCCACGGCGGCCUGAGCCCCCAUCUCGAGACCAUGGAACAAAUCAGACGAAUAGAGCGUCCAACAGAUGUUCCUGGAGAGGGUCUUGUUUGCGAUCUCCUCUGGUCGGAUCCCGACAAAGAUGCAAAGGGAUGGGAGCAUAACAGUGCUAGAAGCUGCGCUUACAGAUUCAAUGCAGAAAUGGUUGCCGAGUUCUUGCAGAAAUAUGACUUUGAUUUGAUCUGCAGAGCCCACGAAGUCAAAGAAGAUGGAUACGAAUUCUUCGCGAAUCGACAGCUUGUUACAGUUUUCUCCGCGCCAAACUAUUGCGGCAACAUGGAUAACGCAGCAGCUAUUCUAUCCGUCGAUGAAAAUCUUCUCUGCUCAUUUCAGGCAUGGUCAUAA